This is a messenger RNA of Eupeodes corollae, 1254 nucleotides long. It is a transcript of the gene Cdk7, whose product is annotated as cyclin-dependent kinase 7. The transcript has 3 exons. Bases 149 to 1165 code for a protein of 338 amino acids. Gene Ontology annotation, molecular function: ATP binding; cyclin-dependent protein serine/threonine kinase activity; RNA polymerase II CTD heptapeptide repeat kinase activity. The record is from RefSeq and is a predicted model, not a curated record. Lineage: Eukaryota; Metazoa; Arthropoda; Insecta; Diptera; Syrphidae. Gene Ontology annotation, cellular component: nucleus; transcription factor TFIIK complex; cytoplasm. Gene Ontology annotation, biological process: positive regulation of transcription by RNA polymerase II; protein phosphorylation.
GUUGUCAUUGUCAGCUGUGAAUUUGGUUUGAUUUUGAAUUUUCAAUUUUUCAUUUAGAAAUUGUAGCCGGCCAUCAACAAUUUUUUUCAAAACAAGUGGUUUCUCCUCAAAACUUAUAUUUAUUCUAUAAACUAAAACAUAAAACAAAAUGAACAACAGUCUACAACGCUAUGAGAAGAUUGACUUUCUCGGUGAGGGUCAGUUUGCCACAGUUUAUAAAGCGCGCGAUAUUCACACGGAUGAAAUUGUUGCUGUGAAGAAAAUUAAAAUCGGCAGUCGUGAGGAGGCCCAGGACGGCAUCAAUCGAACUGCCUUGCGAGAAAUCAAACUCCUGCACGAGCUGCAGCAUGAAAAUGUCAUCGGGUUGGUAGAUGUCUUUGGACACAAGUCAAAUGUUUCGUUGGUGUUUGAUUUUAUGGACACAGAUUUGGAAAUCAUCAUUAAAGACCCCAAGAUAGUCCUAACCCAAGGCAACAUCAAAGCUUACAUGAUUAUGACACUUCAAGGUCUUGAAUAUUUGCACAUGAAUUGGAUUCUUCAUCGGGAUCUGAAGCCAAACAAUUUGCUUGUGAAUUCUAAAGGCAUUCUGAAAAUCGGUGAUUUUGGUUUGGCCAAAUUCUUUGGUUCACCAAGUCGAAUCUACACUCAUCAAGUUGUGACAAGAUGGUAUCGAGCACCAGAGCUGCUCUUCGGCGCCCGACAGUACGGAACAGGAAUUGAUAUUUGGGCAGUGGGUUGUAUUCUCGCUGAACUCCUCCUUCGGGUGCCAUUCUUACCCGGUGACAGUGACUUGGAUCAGUUGACAAAAAUAUUCCAAGCCAUGGGAACUCCGAACGAGGAGAAUUGGCCAAAUGUGAAGCUCCUGCCGGACUUCAUGCAGUUCAAAGUGUUUCCAGGAACUCCGCUGCAACACAUAUUCACUGCAGCACCUGAUGAUUUAAUUGAAUUGGCGGAGAAGUUAUUGGCAUUAAGUCCGUCGAAUCGGUGUACUUGUAGUGAAGCUCUCGACAUGAAAUAUUUCUCAACCAAACCGGCACCGAGCUUGGGAUCGAGGUUGCCAUUGCCACAAUCGAAUAAAGAGAAAGUCGACGAAAAACCGAGUUUGAAGAGGAAGCUGCUGGAGUCGAUGGAGGGAGCAACGCUUCCUAAAAAGCUGCAGUUUUGAUUCUAACAAUAAAGUGAAAGUAACGUUGUUCUUUUUUUCAGAAAAUAUACGUUUAAUGUUUUUUGGUUAGAAAAGCGUUUAUGUUUUUA